This is a messenger RNA of Papaver somniferum (opium poppy), 1722 nucleotides long. RefSeq names its product mannose-6-phosphate isomerase 2-like. Gene Ontology annotation, biological process: carbohydrate metabolic process; GDP-mannose biosynthetic process. The transcript has 5 exons. Gene Ontology annotation, molecular function: mannose-6-phosphate isomerase activity; zinc ion binding. Lineage: Eukaryota; Viridiplantae; Streptophyta; Magnoliopsida; Ranunculales; Papaveraceae. The record is from RefSeq and is a predicted model, not a curated record. Gene Ontology annotation, cellular component: cytosol. The coding region runs from base 87 to 1451 and encodes 454 amino acids.
CUUCUUCUACUUGAGAAAGAAAACAGAGCAUUCACUGAAAUUUCUAAUCCAAAUAUAAUUUGUGUGGGUUUCUUUACAGAAAAAAGAUGGGAGAAGUAGUUGUGAUAGAGAAAGAAGAGAGUAAAAUCAACAAGGAUGUUGUGGAGUUAAUAUGUUCUGUUAAGAACUAUGAUUGGGGAAGAAUUGGUGAAAAUUCACAAGUUGCUAGAUUGUAUUCACUGAAUUCUGGUUUAGAAAAAAUUGAUGGAAACAUACCCUACGCAGAGUUUUGGAUGGGUACUCAUGAUUCUGGCCCUUCUUUUGUUCGUAGUAAUACUGAAAGUGAUGAUGAAAAAGUGGGUUUAAGUUCGGAGACUUCGAAUAAUAGUAAGACCUUGAAAUCAUGGAUUUCUGAAAACCCUCACGUUCUCGGUGAUAAAGUUGUCCAAAAGUGGGGAGCUGAUCUUCCUUUCUUGUUUAAGGUGCUAUCAGUAUCAAAAGCAUUGUCAAUACAAGCACACCCAGACAAAGAAUUGGCCAAGGUACUGCAUGAAUCAAAUCCAAGUGAUUACAGAGAUGAUAAUCAUAAACCAGAGAUGGCAUUAGCUAUUACUCCUUUUGAAGCUUUAUGUGGCUUUAUCACUCUUCAAGAACUUAAGGAUGUUCUUCUAAGUGUUCCUGAGAUUAUUGAACUGGUAGGUAGUGUUGCUGCGGAACUACUGUUGGCUGCGAAGGAAGAAGAUGGGGAGGAGAAAACAAAACCACUUCUGAGAUCUAUCUUUACUAUACUCAUGUCAGCUAGUAAAGAUUUAGUUUCAGAAAUGGUAUCUAAAAUGAAGGAUCGUGUCACUGUGGAAUCUAAGGUGAAACAACUGACGGAGAAGGAACAACUAGUUUUACGACUUGAAAAACAAUAUCCAGCUGAUGUUGGUGUUAUUUCAGCCUUCUUUCUGAAUUACGUUAAGCUCAACCCUGGCGAAGCAUUAUAUCUAGAUGCAAAUGAACCACAUGCAUAUAUUUUUGGUGAAUGUGUUGAAUGCAUGGCUACUUCAGAUAAUGUUGUUCGCGCGGGUCUUACCCCAAAAUAUCGAGAUGUGAAAACACUUUGCUCCAUGCUCACUUACAAGCAGGGCCUUCCGGAAAUUCUACGUGGGGUUCCUUUGAAUCAAUAUACCAAGAGAUACACACCGCCGUUCGAUGAAUUCGAGGUUGAUUUUUGCCUUCUUCCUGAAGGAGAAUCAGUAAUGUUUCCCGAGGUUGAAGGACCAUCUAUAUUCUUAUUCACAACUGGAGACGGGACUCUGCAUACAUUUAGCUUGACGUCAGCUGCUGAGGAUGUGAUUAGAGAUGGUUUAGUUCUUUUUGUUCCUUCUGGUACAAAGAUUGUUAUUUCUGCAUUGUCCGCAACAGGUUUACAAUUAUAUAGAGCUGGAGUAAACAAGAGGUUCUUCCUUUCUAAUGGAUGCCCUUGAUUAGCACAGUUAUGGUCUUGUGUGGGUUCCUUCUGAUGAUCUAUGAAGGUAAAAGAAGAGUUGUAAACUCCAAUUUAUUUUUAAGAGCUCUAGUAAUGCUAUACUAGAAGUUGGUAGUGAAACUAUUAUAUAUAUAUAUAUAUAUAUAUAUCGGUUGUGCUUGGAAAAUACACAGGACGAAGCGUUUUUUAGUGAUAGUGAUCCCGUUGUUUAUGACAAUGGUCGUGUUUCCCUCAGAGAGGGGUUUACAGGAAGAUGUCAGAAGAGGAGC